GCAAUUAUGCAUUCUUGUUGAAAGUAAACAUCUGCCGUCCCGCGUGAUGUAUCGCGCGUAAAGUUCGCGCGCGUGGGUCCUGUGAGUUUCCAGCGGAAAGUUUACAGUCUUACGUAAUAUCUAUUUUAAUGUUGCGAUUUUCUUCUUUUGAUAGAUGUAAAUGAGUGAAUUAGUUACUGAUAUUCAAAUAAGAGUUCUUAUCCAUCAUAGCAUUCGUUACUAAUUACUUGCUCACAUCCAUCAAAAGAGGAAAAUUCUAUGCAUUCCAGUAUACUGUACAUUCGAUCAAAUUCAAGAUGGCGGCUGGCAGUGCAAGUUUAAAUUUAGCUUCUAGUCUUAUCGAUUAUUUUCCAAAAAUUAUACUAUUUGGUGACUCCUUAACACAGUUUUCCUUUUCACCUGGUGGAUUUGGUUCUGCUGUUGCAGAUCAUUUUCAGAGGAAAUGUGAUGUGAUAAAUCGUGGUUUUAGUGGUUAUACGACACGAGCUAACAAACUGAUCUUACCCAGACUACUGUCGAAUGAUAACAAUCCUAAAGGUAGUAUCGUUGCUGCUGCAAUAUUACUUGGAAGCAAUGAUUGUGAAGAUGCCGGCAUUGAAAACUCAAGACAUGUUCCGGUUGAUGAGUACAAGGAAAACCUGAAGAAUAUUUGUGGUCAGUUCAAAAAUGUUGGAGUGGCAUUUGAUCGUCAAGUUCUAAUAACACCUCCAGUUAUGGAUGAAGAAGCUUGGACAAAACAUUGUAAACUCAAAGGGUACACAAUGGCACUGAAGAACAGUACUAUGGAACUAUAUGCCAAAGCAUGUCUAGAGAUAGGAUCUGAACUAGGAGUUGAAGUUCUUGAUUUGUGGACUGAAACACAAAAAGUUGAAAAUUGGAAAAAACUUUUAUUAGAUGGUCUACAUCUUUCAGUUGAGGGCAACAGAUUUGUCUCGCAAGCAUUGAUACCAAUUCUAGAUCGUAAAUUGUCGGAUUUGACCAUAGUUUUUCCAGACUGGCAUGAGGUGUUUGGUGAUGUGAAAAAUCUAAGAGAAUACUUGGAAAAUUCAAGUUACAUACCAGACACUGAGACACCUGGAUCUCUGGUAGUAUUAACUGCAAGCAGUCGUACAGCGGGUUCGCCCAUUGCUGUAAUAAUUAUCAUCUAGCGCCGUUUUUCGUUGAAUACAC
Molecule: messenger RNA, 1170 nt
Organism: Dendronephthya gigantea
Lineage: Eukaryota; Metazoa; Cnidaria; Anthozoa; Malacalcyonacea; Nephtheidae
Product: isoamyl acetate-hydrolyzing esterase 1 homolog
Exons: 6
Coding region: 297-1148 (283 amino acids)
Molecular function (GO): hydrolase activity, acting on ester bonds
Source: RefSeq, a predicted model, not a curated record